AUGAACCAUCCCAAGCUUGAUUAUCUUAAACAGUUUGUGAAGCCAAACGAUCCAAAGGAGGAAUAUAAAAUAUUAGCUCCCAUCGGUAGUGGAACCUAUGGCGAUGUCUUCAAGGCAGUUCAUCGUGAGAAGCGUACAUUGGCAGCAGUUAAGGUUAUGAAAAUUGAUCUUAAAGAUGAUAUACGAUCAAUUUGUCAAGAAAUACAUACUUUAAGAGAAUGUAGACAUCCGAAUAUUGUACAAUUCUAUGGUAGUUAUCUUAGGAAUAACAAGUUAUGGAUAUGUAUGGAAUAUUGCGGUGGACAAUCUAUGCAAGAUAUUUAUUUAUAUACUAGACGUCCAUUAGAAGAAGAUUGUAUUGCAUUUGUUUCUAGAGAAACUUUGCAAGGUUUAAACUUUAUGCAUAAUCGUGGACGUAUUCACAGAGAUAUUAAGGGUGCUAAUAUUCUUUUAACAGAUGAUGGGCAUGUUAAAGUCGCUGAUUUCGGUGUAGCUGCUCAACUGAGUACUUCAAUUGCCAAACGAACAACUUUAAUUGGAACACCUUACUGGAUGGCACCUGAGGUAGCUUCAAUUGAAUCACGUGGAUCUGGUUAUGAUGGAAGAUGUGAUAUUUGGGGUGUUGGUAUUACUGCGAUUGAAUAUGCUGAAUUACAACCGCCAAUGUUUGAUCUAGAUCCAAGGAAAGCACUACAAAUUCUUGGAUCACGAAACUACAAACCUCCUUCUUUACAGGAUCGUCAUAAAUGGUCUCCAUUAUUCCAUUCAUUUGUCAAAUGUUGUUUAAUUAAAAGUGAACGAAGGAGACCUGAUGCAGCUACAAUGUUAACUCAUAAUUUUGUCAGUAAUCCACAUUUAUCUACACUGUUAACUCAACGUCUCCUAUGUUAUCGACGACAAUUAGACUUAUCAUCUAAAAAUGCUUAUUCUCAAAAUGAUACAGGCAUAUCUAUAACACCUUAUAAAAAGAUAUCUUCACCAGUAGGGAAUUUUAUUCCAACUAAUAAUCAUACACCUGGAAAUAUUGUACCUAUUAUAUCAAAUGCUCAUAUACCUACUAUAGAAGAGAAAAAUGAUAUUGAUAAAUCACCAAUUAUGAAUAAUCUUGGUGUUAGUUGUGAAAUUGAUGUUAAUAGUCCUCCUAUGCAUUUUGUUACAUCACAAAAACUUAUCCUUGAAAGAAAACCUGAUAUAUUUCCCAAUAUACAAAUUCACAAUAGUUUAUCAUGUUCUGAAUUAACCAAUAUGACUGAUAAUGAUUUACUUCGUGAAGUAAUGGAUGCAUUUGAUAAACGACGUAGUGGUGUUGACUUCCGUGGAUCUGAAUCUUUUGAUUGUUUGGAUAUCAGUCAAGCAGAUGGGGAAGUUAAGCUAAAUAAUGAACCACAAGAUAAUGUUACAAUAACACCUCCACCUAUUCCUCCUGCACCUCGUACACGUUCAAAAAGACGUGCUCCACCACCACCACCACUACAAUCAUCAUCAUCAUCAUCAUCAUCUGCUUUUGUUAACACUGGCAUUUCACAUUCAUCAAUGGAUCAUAUUAUUGAUUUAUCGACAUUAGAAUUAGGUAAUGAUAUCUUAAAAACAGAUAAUCUAUUCAUGAAUGGAAUUUCUACUCCAAUACAUGAAAAUCAUAUUGAUGAGAAAUCGGAUAAAAUCACCUUAAAUUAUAAUAUAACAAUAAUACGUGAAGAUUUAAUUAAUAAUGAACAAGAUAAAAAGUAUAAUAGCUCAGUUAGUAUAGAUCAUAAUAGUCAAUCUUCUAUACAUGAAAAUAAUGAAAGAACAUUGACACCAGCACCACCACGACCACCACCGCCUAAAGUUGAUAAUCAUAUUCCACCUUUAACAUCAAUAUCACUUUGGAAAGCUAAACAAAAAGAUGAUUCUAAGCAUGUUUCACGUCAACAUCAAUUAGAAAUUGGUAUUGGUCUUCCGCCUACACCAAAAGUUCAUAUGGGCGCUUGUUUUAUGCAAAUAUUUGAAGGUUGUCCACUGAAAGUGAACUCGACUGCUACUUGGGUGAAUCCAGAAACUCUAAGUCAAAUUAUUCUUUUUGGCACAAACGAUGGUAUUUACUAUCUUGAUUUAGUAAAUUUAGCCGAUGGCACAUUAGAAUUACUUGUCCCAAGACGUUGUCUUUGGUUAUUUGUAUUCAAAGAUACAAUGAUGUCGAUAUCAGGUCAACAUCCACAAUUGUUUAGCCAUAAUUUAAUUUCAUUGAUGAAAGGUCGGACAGCACAAACACGAUUUCUUCAUAAGCGUUUUCAGCCAACAGUCAAAGUACCAGAUACCCGUGGAUGUUGCAUAGCUAGUGUAGUACGUAAUCAAUGUAAAGGGAUGAAGAAUACAUUUAUUGAAGUGAAACGAGUUGAAGUACCGUGUAUGCCUAAUCCAGUAUUGAAUUUUGAUUUGAUUAUCAAUCCAGAUCAAAAUCUACCUAUUGUAUGCUUAGGUGUAUCAUCUACACCUGAUCCACUUGUUUAUAAGUUACAUCUUGUCAAUUUAAAUGAAGAGUCGAACUCUUCUUGGUAUUCAAAUCCUUGUCAAUCUGAAGAUCAACUACAAGUGAUUAAAGUUGUACAGUUGGAUACACGUUCAUUGUUAAUUUGUUUCCCAACUCAUGCUACAAUGGUCAAUAUGAAUGGACGUGUACUGGUUAGUAAAGAUGGGCGAAUAGCCAAAUUUCCAUUCGAUACAACAGUUGACUCUAUUGUUCGAUUACCUGAUAGUGUACUCGCUUUCCAUACACAUGGUUUAAGAGGAAUCGAUUUUACUGGCAAAAUCACACAAGAUAUUGAUGAUGAUAAGCAUGUUUACCGACUACUUGGUAGUGAUAGAAAUAUUGUUGUAGAGAGUAGACCAAGUGAUGAUCCUAUGUCUAAUUCAAAUCUUCUCAUCCUUGUUGGACAUGAAGAUCUACGCUGA
Messenger RNA from Heterobilharzia americana, 2931 nucleotides. NCBI's taxonomy places the organism in Eukaryota, Metazoa, Platyhelminthes, Trematoda, Strigeidida, Schistosomatidae. The record is from the annotation of a GenBank genome assembly.